Messenger RNA from Xenopus tropicalis (tropical clawed frog), 4018 nucleotides. It is a transcript of the gene rhbdd2, whose product is annotated as rhomboid domain containing 2. NCBI's taxonomy places the organism in Eukaryota, Metazoa, Chordata, Amphibia, Anura, Pipidae. The coding region runs from base 298 to 1344 and encodes 348 amino acids. Gene Ontology annotation, molecular function: serine-type endopeptidase activity. The transcript has 5 exons. Gene Ontology annotation, cellular component: membrane. The record is from RefSeq and is a predicted model, not a curated record.
GAAAAGCAAGUUGGAGGUUUCGCAUUGCCUUGUUUACAAACUACAGCCAUCUAAACUUUUAAGCAGAAAGUCGGGUAACUCAGAUGUUUCUCUAUAAAAGUGGUCUUGGUAGAUCAUCUACGCUGAAAAAAAAACCAAACAACUUUUGGCUCGUUGGACGCUGUAGUACCGUACCACCAAUCACGCUACGGGGAAUUGAUAACCCGGAAGUAUAAAGGCUAUAGUAUAGCAGGGGCAUCGCGGAAGUAAUGUAAACUCUGCACGUUGUUGCGGACUUAGUUGACUUAUUAUUCGGCCAUGGAGAAGUAUGGCGAAGUGCGGGAAAGCUGGCGGAAGAGUGUAUUGUCUUGGCUGCCGCAUGUGCAGCUUACUACCGGGGUUGUUCUGACUGUGCUGACUUCUCUAAUAGUUUCGGCUCCGGCGCUAAUUAAAGUGGACAAUAAGGAUGAUGUGGGACCUCUGUUUGAUUUAGAGCCUGGGUCUCUGGGAAUCACAACAGGGUACAAAUUGUUCAUCUACAUCUAUUUCCAUGAGGAUUUUUCAUCUCUGGUGUGCAGCACCCUGAUAAUUUGGUUCUUUGGAGGAGGCUUUGAGGAGAAUGUCGGUACAGCAAAGUUUUGGCUUCUUACACCUUUCUUCGCAGUAUCUUCAGGACUUCUCUACCUGGCAAUCCUGGCCACAGGCCUCAGUUUUCAAGCAAAUGUGACAGUCCAAGGCUUCACAAGUGUGGCCUUUACCAUGCUGAGUGUAUUUACCAUUCGCUCCCAUUUCAAACGCAUGUUGUUCUUUGGGUUCAUGGUACCAACUAAAAUGCUGCCUCUGUUCUUUCUAAUCCUGGCAUUGUUUCUUCCUCAUGCUCCAGUUCUCAGCAAUGUUUGUGGAAUUCUAGUUGGCAUUGCUUAUGGCAUGAGUGGCUUCUUUUGUCUUGAUCUUCCGGAAUCGAUAAUGUCACGAAUAGAUCAGAUAUUUCUGUGUAGAUUACUGAAACGCAUUCCAAUUUGGACUUAUGUGCCUGGUUCUUCUGCUGAGAGGAAUGCUGCUCAAAGUAGGAAGAUAAACCCACCACCAGGAUCCUACCCUACACAGCAGUUUUACACUACUCCUCAAGGACUCCAUGAGGCCUAUUCACCAUAUCACAACCCCAAAGCUUCUGGACUUGUGUCCCCAGCAAUGGCACCUGUGGGCCCCUCACCAUAUUCCAUGACUUCUCCUCCAGGGGCAUUUUAUCAGACACAUCAUAUGUGCUCAGGGGGACACUCUCAUUUAGAUGCUUCCACAUCUACAACUGUAGGUGGAGUUGGUGUUCCACCUGGUAAUGAUUUGCAGCAAGUACGGACACAGUAAAUAUUUAUAGCUCUUGGACAAGUUUAAUACCUGGUAGCAACAGAUUGGAUUUUCACAAGAAGCAAACACUAUUCCAUGUAAUAGAAAGCAACAUUUUGUGUGUCCUUAAAUGUUAUAUAACUCCUACCUGCUACUGUUUUUCAGGUACCUGAAUACAUAUACUAGUGUGCCUGUCUGCUGCUACUAACCAGUUUAAGCCUUAAUAUUACAUUUCCUAUGGAGAAAUCAAAAAUGUGGGGCCCAGUCGUUAAAGCACGAUUGCUUUAAAGUUCUAAUUGUUAGAACUUUUCGUAUUGACCAUGAUAUUGUUAAAAUAGUAUGACUUUUUCGUGGUUUUCGUUAAAUUCCACGAAAAAGUCAUAUUUUUCACAAAGACUACGACCAUUUCAGAAUUCAUUUAAGCUUUGGUAUUGUGACUUUAUUUUGGCCAGGUUGGAGAUGUAGAGUGCCAUUGGAAGGCUUCCAAAAUCAUGCAUUGAAGUUUCAGAAAGGUUUUUGCUCCAUUUACGAUCGUUCAGAUACAAAAAUUUUGUGAGAAUUUUUGCACAUCAGAAAUUAUUGUGGUUACUGCAAAUUUUUUCCAAUUGUGCUUUUCAUUGGUGAAAAUGUGUGCUUUAAUGAAUGGGCCCCUAUGUGUGUCAUUGGACUGAAAUUCUCUGAUUUGCACUGAGUAGUUAUGUUAGAUAGGAUACCUUUUAUUUUGCACUCAACAAAGCUCAAAAUAUGUUGCUCUUAUUUGAAGGGGCAUUUUAUUUUCUUGUAUAAGCAAUUUUAUUAGAGUUUGUAUUCAUGGCUAUAUUUAACAAGUGUCCUUGUUAAUGGGGAAAUACCCCUCUACUAAUUUACAGAUGAUGCAGGAUCUGUACAUGCUGUAAAAGGGUCAGUAGUAACAAAAUCAUAAGCAAGUUCUUUCUAAACAUGCAUUUACAGCUUUUACUACAUCCUUAAUGAAACUCUACUACCUUCAUGGGGCAGUCUCAUAGGGUAGUCUCCUAGGGUCCAUGUUAAUGGCUAUAAUUGUAUUGGGGAGCGUAUCAUUGCCUGGAUAGGUUACAAUAUAGUGCAAUUGAAGACUACAGAGUUUUACACCAUUUUGUUCUGUCACUUUUUCUUUGUAAAUAUACCCAGUGACCAUUCUUUCUGAUAGCCUGUCAAAGAGUAUUAACUUCCCUUGGUUCUAUAGUCUUGCCAGUUUUUAAAGGAGAAGGAAAAGCUAAGUCACUGGAGGGGUUCCAAGCUCUGAGUGGCUGUUUGGUAGCCCCUUUGUUGAUUGGCAGCCUACAGGAAGCUCUGUUUAGAACUACAGCAGGUUUUAUGCAAAAAAAAAAAGCACCUAUCUACACUUUGCACUUUAUUUUAUGACAACUGAAGUAGUUGUCACUAUAUACAUGGAUUAUAGAAUGUCAUGGUACAAAUCGCUUAAAUAUGAUUGCAUGCUUUAAAGCAGUGGUUGGAGUAGAAUGUCUUUAUUGGGCUUUGGAGAAAAUAAUUUUUGUGGGACUCUCUCUAUUUGUUAACAUUAUGUUUUAGGCUUCAAUACCUGCCCAAAGCAACCACAGCCCUUUAGCAGGGAAGAUCUGUGCCUCCAAAGAUGUCCACAGUAGCUCCCCAUCUUCUUUUCUGCUGAUUCCCUGCACGUGCUCUGUGCUGCUGUCAGUUACUGAGCUUCGGGGCUGACUCACUGAAUACCUAGGAUAUAAAUGUAACUGUAUAAGGCUGAUUAUUAUUAAAUGUCAGCUCUGAAACCAAUGAAAUUGGCAUCAGAAUUUAAAGGAAUACUGUCAUGGAAAACAAAAUGCAUCAGUUAAUAGAGCUGCGCCAGCAGAAUCCUGCAAAACAUUUUUUUUGUCACAUGGGGCUAGCCAUUCUCUUUAUUUCCCAGGGUGCCACAGCCAUGUGACCUGUGCUCUGAUAAACUUCAGUCACACUUUACUGCUGAGCUUCAAGUUGGAGUGUUAUCACCCCCCUCCCAGCAGCCGAUCAGCAGAACAAUGGGAAGGUAGCAAGAUAGCAGCUCCCAGUAGAUAUCAGAAUAGCACUCAAUAGUAAGAAAUCUUUGGCUUGGGACUCCUCCAGUUACAUGGGAGUAGGAGAAACAAUAGGUUAUCUGAAAGCAGUUCUACUGUGUAGCGCUGGUUUAUUAUCUGGCACAGUGCACUGUGAUGGCUGCCUACACACCAAUAUUACAUCUAAGAAUAAAUUUUAAAAUGGUAGAGUGGAAUAUUUGCUGUGUAAUUUAAUAAACCUAAUUUUUUAAGCCCUGAGCUAAACAUCUCCACAGCUGCCCAGAAUGCACUGAGCAUGUGCAGUGUCACAAAUUUGAAGGCCUGGAUCAUUGCUUCUAUAGAGAGGCUAAACCUUUGGACUGAUGCAGUAAGUUCAAUAUCCUGUAUGAAAUAUGGUAUUUCUACCCAUAUUUGUUUUUAGGGUUUAGUUCUCCUUUAAACAUGGAAGCUGGCGCAAGAAUAUAUCAGAAUUAGAAGUUAUCUGUGAGAAAAUGUGUGCAAAAAUCCCUUCCACAAGAACUUCAAACUUUUUUUGUCAAGCUGUACCUAAAUGUUGACUUACUAGGAUGUCCAAACAGUUGCACAUGCCACAAUUUCUGUUUUAUUUGUUACUACAUUUUAAAGUAUUUGAAAUAAAACAUUUGCAAAUGUUUGCUUUUUUUAACACA